Molecule: messenger RNA, 1548 nt
Organism: Esox lucius (northern pike)
Lineage: Eukaryota; Metazoa; Chordata; Actinopteri; Esociformes; Esocidae
Product: keratin, type I cytoskeletal 13-like
Exons: 8
Coding region: 100-1446 (448 amino acids)
Molecular function (GO): structural molecule activity
Source: RefSeq, a predicted model, not a curated record
UGGUAUAUAUUCUGCUACACUAACCUGGUCCGCCACCAACUCUUCGAAGUACCACUCCGGAUUUUGUCAGCUCUACAUACCCAUCAUCAUAACGUCGCCAUGAAUUCACCGCGCAGCUAUGGAGGCUCAUCUUCAAUUUCUCUUGGAGGAGGGUAUCAGAGCCGCAUCGCAUCACGGUCACCAGGUAUCUAUGCUGGUGCAGGGGGACAGAGUGUCGGAGUAUCUUAUGCUUGUGGCACAAAAAGUGGUUUUGACCUGUCCAGUGCUCUUGGAGGUGACAACGGCAGCUAUGGUGACGGAGCAUCGGCCAACGGGAAAGCCACCAUGCAGAAUCUUAACGAUCGUUUGGCCACCUACCUGGAGAAGGUGCGCGCUUUGGAGAACGCAAAUGCAGAGCUCGAGCGUCAAAUCCGUGAGUGGCGCAGUGCGAUGACACCGGUCAACAGGGACUACAGCAAAUACAUGGUUACAAUUGCUGAUCUUCAGAAACAGAUCAGUGCUGCCACCCUAAACAACGCCAACAUCAUCCUGCAGAUAGACAAUUCCAAACUUGCAGCAGAGGACUUCAGACUCAAGUUUGAGAAUGAGCUGAUGAUGCGUCAGUCUGUGGAGGCAGACAUUGCUGGACUAAGAAAGGUUCUGGACGAUCUGACCAUGAGCCGGUCAGAUUUGGAGAUGCAGAUCGAGGGGCUAAAGGAGGAGCUUGUCUACCUCAAAAAGAACCACGAGGAGGAGUUGGCAGCCAUGCGGGCCAAUAUGAGCUCCAGCUCAGUCGACGUGACAAUGAAUGCAGCACCUCAGCAGGACAUGGCCAAAAUGAUGGAGGAGAUCCGGACUCAGUACGAGGGCAUAGCUGAGAAGAACCGCCGGGAAAUGGAGGCCUGGUACAAGGACAAGUUUGAUGAGCUAAACAAGGUGGUGACUUCCAGCACAGAGACUCUCCAGACAUCCCGCACUGAAAUCAACGACCUCAAGAGGCUAUUGCAGGCCUUGCAGAUCGAGCUUCAAUCCCAGCUAAGCUUGAAAGGGGCCCUGGAGGGACAGUUGUCAGAAACUGAGUCCCGCUACAGCAUGCAGCUGAGCCAGCUCCAGGGUGUCGUCAAUGGCCUGGAGCAGGAGCUGGGACGCAUGAAGACGGACAUUGAGAGGCAGGCCAGCGAGUAUCGCAUGCUACUGGACAUCAAGACACGUCUGGAGAUGGAGAUCGCAGAGUACAGGAGGCUGCUGGACGGGGAGGAUACUGGGAAAACUGUUGUCACCAAGAAGGUUGAAGUCACCAAGAAGGUUGAAGUCACCAAUAAGGCUGAAGUCACCCAGAAGGUUGAAGAAGUUGAGGUCAAAAAACCGGAGCCGGUAAAGACAAAGAGAGUGAGGAUGGUGAUUGAGGAGAUAAUCGAUGGAAAGGUGGUUUCCCGAACAGAAGAGGUGGAUACAGCAACUCUGUAGAAAUAGAGACUUCCACUCAUCCAAACCCACCCCACUUGCCGAAAAUGUCUGGUUCAGCAAUAUAUAUAUAUAUAUAUUUAGUUUUACAAAUAAACACUUAAC